Molecule: messenger RNA, 2168 nt
Organism: Pimephales promelas (fathead minnow)
Lineage: Eukaryota; Metazoa; Chordata; Actinopteri; Cypriniformes; Leuciscidae
Gene: pip4k2aa
Product: phosphatidylinositol-5-phosphate 4-kinase, type II, alpha a
Biological process (GO): phosphatidylinositol phosphate biosynthetic process
Cellular component (GO): plasma membrane
Molecular function (GO): 1-phosphatidylinositol-5-phosphate 4-kinase activity; 1-phosphatidylinositol-4-phosphate 5-kinase activity
Source: RefSeq, a predicted model, not a curated record
UGCGCGCGCGCGUAGCUGUCAGUCCUUCAGUCGGGGAGUGCGGAUGAGCCGGAUACGCCAACUUUAAGCAAUGUAGAUAUAGCUGACAAAUUUCACACCGAAUUCAGACUCGAACCCUUUCAAAGCUAGGAAUACUGGCUUCGUCUAAAAGUAAACGUCUUCUCGGGGCAGACAAACGACAAAGAAAGAAAGUGGGAGUGGGAUUUUGCUUGAGACAUAUUUGCUGGCUUAGCCUGACUGGGGUGCGUUAGCAUGCUAAUGGAGCAGCGCUGCAGUGGAUGUCUCUCCGCCCGCUCUUUUUUCCUCAAAUUAGACUGACGUCGUUCAGAUUACAUUUCAUUCUCUAUUUUCAGUUGUACCCGUCAGUAUUUCUACUAUUUUUAUUUAAGUGAAGUGUUAAAAAAGCUCCCGAGGGGAGGCUGGCUUGUCAGGCUAGCUAGUUAGCAAGUAAGGAAGGCUUACUAAUGAAGUCUUAAGGAGCUUUUGUUUACGGGCGAGAACUUAAAACAACACCGCGUUUUGCUCUUAACUUUAAUGUUAUAUAUAACAGCACACUGUUUUAGUGCAUUUGGCAAGUUCUUCAUCUGUCCAGCGAGCUAAUAGUUGAGUUGGUAACACAGCUAGCUGGCUGCUGUUAGUUAGCUAACUGAACGUUAUGCCAAAUGAUAUUUUACGAAGAGACAGUUAGGACACGACUAGCGUAAUUAAAACACUUGUCACUGUGUGAUAGUUAAUUUAUUGUUAUACAACCAACAAUGGCCUCGGCUGGUAACACUGUCUCAUCGUUUGCGAGCAAAACAAAAACGAAGAAGAAACACUUCGUGGCUCAGAAAGUGAAGCUGUUUCGUGCCAGCGACCCUCUGCUCAGUGUUCUCAUGUGGGGAAUAAACCACUCGAUAAAUGAGUUGAGCCAUGUUCAGAUUCCCAUCAUGCUUAUGCCUGAUGACUUCAAAGCCUACUCUAAGAUUAAAGUGGACAACCACCUUUUCAACAAAGAGAAUAUGCCAAGCCAUUUUAAAUUCAAGGAGUACUGCCCUCUUGUUUUCCGUAAUUUGAGAGAGAGGUUCAACAUUGAUGACCAGGACUUCCAGAACUCUUUGACCCGUAGCGCGCCCCUCGUCAGUGAAGCUCAGGGUCGUAGUGGUGCUCGCUUCCACACCUCCUACGACAAGAGGUACGUCAUCAAGACCAUAAGCAGCGAAGACGUGGCUGAGAUGCACAACAUUCUCAAGAAGUACCAUCAGUAUAUCGUGGAAUAUCAUGGUACCACACUGCUGCCACAGUUCUUAGGCAUGUACCGCCUCACUGUAGAUGGAGACGAGACUUAUAUGAUAGUCACACGCAACGUAUUCAGCCAUCGGUUGUCUGUGUAUAAGAAAUAUGACCUAAAGGGAUCUACUGUUGCCAGAGAGGCAAGUGACAAAGAAAAGGCUAAAGAACUCCCUACGUACAAAGACAAUGAUUUCAUCAAUGAUGGACAGAAAAUAUACAUUGAUGAGGAAAGUAAGAAAACCUUCCUUGAUAAGCUUCGAAAGGAUGUUGAGUUCCUUGCCUUGCUGAAGUUGAUGGACUACAGUCUUCUGGUUGGGAUCCAUGACGUGGAGAGGGCAGAACAAGAGGAGGUGGAAAGUGAGGAUAAUGAGGGAGAUGAGGAAGGAGAGAGUGAUGGAGGGAUUGUUGGGACGCCUCCUGACAGUCCCAGUAACACCCUAGACAGCUCUAAACCACUCUCACCGGGAGACUUCGACCCCAGUAUUGACGUCUAUGCCAUCAAAAGCCAUGACAAUUCUCCCAGAAAGGAGGUGUAUUUUAUGGCUGUUAUUGACAUCCUGCAACAUUAUGAUGCCAAGAAAAAGGCUGCUCAUGCAGCCAAGACGGUAAAGCAUGGGGCUGGGGCAGAGAUUUCCACCGUGAACCCAGAGCAGUACUCGAAGAGGUUCUAUGAUUUCAUCACUACCAUUCUGCCCUAGUCUGAGGCAGCUGUGUUGAGUCCACAGGGAUGAAGAGGGACGCCAGCGGAGGGGUGUAGUUCACUCACUCGCCUGCUCUGCCAAAGGGGGGCACCCCUACAGCAGCUACAACCACCAUUCGUUUACAUUUUGAUUUUCAUCUAUUCGUUCUUUGUUUUUGUGGGACCAUGAGACUGAUGGAAAAGGACACAGUUACAC